AUGUCUUCUAACCCGUCAUUUGUUCUUCGAAAGCCAUUGGAUCUCGUCUUUGAGGAUCGGCCCGACCCCAAGAUCCAGGACCCCCACUCCGUCAAGGUGGCAGUCAAAAAGACCGGAGUUUGCGGCUCGGAUGUCCACUACUAUCUGCAUGGAGGAAUCGGCGACUUCAUUGUCAAGGCUCCCAUGGUUCUAGGCCAUGAAAGUGCCGGAGAGGUGGUUGAGGUUGGUCCUGAAGUCAAGGACCUCAAGGUGGGAGAUCGAGUGGCUCUCGAGCCCGGAGUGCCGUCUCGAUUGUCACAGGAGUACAAGGAGGGACGAUACAACCUGUGUCCUUGCAUGGUGUUUGCUGCCACCCCUCCCUACGACGGUACUCUGUGUCGUCACUACAUCAUUCCCGAGGACUUUUGUGUCAAGCUGCCUGAUCAUGUGUCUCUCGAGGAGGGAGCUCUUGUGGAGCCUCUGUCCGUGGCUGUCCACUGCAACAAGCUGGCCAAGACCACUGCCCAGGACGUGGUUAUUGUGUUUGGAGCUGGCCCAGUCGGACUGCUAGCCGUGGGAGUGGCCAAUGCCUUUGGAUCAUCUACCAUUGUGUGUGUUGAUCUUGUUCCCGAGAAGCUGGAGCUCGCCAAGAAGUUCGGUGCCACUCAUACGUUUGUACCCACUAAGGGAGACAGUCCCAACGAGUCUGCUGACAAGAUCCGAGCUCUGAUCAAGGGCGCUGGUCUCUCUGACUCGCCCAAUGUGGCUUUGGAGUGCACCGGAGCUGAGCCUUCUAUUCAGACUGCUGUUUCUGUGCUGGCCACUUCCGGUCGACUUGUGCAGGUCGGCAUGGGCAAGGAUGACGUCAACUUCCCUAUCACCAAAUGCAUUGUAAAGGAGAUUACCGUGCUCGGAUCGUUCCGAUACUGCCAUGGUGACUAUCCCCUGGCUGUUCAGCUGGUUGCUUCUGGCAAGAUUGACGUCAAGAAGCUGGUGACCAACCGGUUCACCUUCAAGGAGGCUGAGCAGGCGUACAAGACGGCGGCCGAGGGCAAGGCCAUCAAGAUCAUCAUUGACGGUCCCGAGGAGGAGUAG
Molecule: messenger RNA, 1074 nt
Organism: Yarrowia lipolytica CLIB122
Lineage: Eukaryota; Fungi; Ascomycota; Dipodascomycetes; Dipodascales
Biological process (GO): D-sorbitol catabolic process
Molecular function (GO): zinc ion binding; L-iditol 2-dehydrogenase (NAD+) activity
Source: RefSeq, a predicted model, not a curated record